Molecule: messenger RNA, 3239 nt
Organism: Aplysia californica (California sea hare)
Lineage: Eukaryota; Metazoa; Mollusca; Gastropoda; Aplysiida; Aplysiidae
Exons: 4
Coding region: 195-713 (172 amino acids)
Source: RefSeq, a predicted model, not a curated record
CCCAUCACUACGUUGGAAGUUGGGAAGAAAAUGACAGUCAAUUAGAGUAGCAGUUCUUUAACGCAUAAGUGAUUACAAUAGUCUCCCUUGACUCAAGUGGUUACCUAUGACGCUUCAUAUACAGUAUACAGCUCAGAUAGAAUAGAUCUACUAUAUAAGGCAAAAGGAGCGAACCUAACUUCACUGCACGUCGUAUGACUUGUGACAGUUAUAUACUUGGACUUUGGGUUUUUCAGAGAGAUACAGAAAGAAUGGCAACUAAUGAGGUCGACCCUACUGAUACAGAAGUGCUGCAAUUCAGUCUCACAGAUCCAGAUCAUUUAUCAGAGCAACUGGAUGCUGCAAACUUGAAUGAUGAAGAAACUGACCUUCUUUUUCAAGAAGCAGUGAAAUUAAAUGCUCAUCUGAAAGAAGUACUUCGUCAUCAGCAGCUUGAAGAAGGACAAAGUAGUAGUAAAGCGAAAAGUAAAAAAGCAUAUGGCCAAGGACAUCCCCUUGCUGCUCCAAAGGCCCCAAGAAACCCAAGACAGUCCACUCUUCCACCUAUUGUUGCCACAAGUGAAAGGUCAAGAGAAGGUUUAAAGAACAGAGAAGCCAAAACAAAGAGUCUUUCAGAUGCACCACGAGUGGGUUCUGCUUCAAAACGCAAAGGCUCAGCUAAAAAGUCUGUUGCAAACAGGCCGGCAUGGGAUGACAGAUUCUCAUUCAGUUGAAGUUCAAAGUUGGAGUUCUCUGGACACGGACUUCUGCGUGUGCAAUUUCUGAGUCACAACACACUGAGAUGGCAAUCUCCAGAGGCAUAUCACACCAUGACUUUUCCCCCCAUGUUAUAAUGAGUGUGCUGUGCUUAGAAAGUGGCUUAUGUGGUCCCUGAAAAUUGAUAAUGUUGAUAUUGUUAGUGUUACGUACUGUGACUGUGAGUAAACACGCCUCUCGUGUUUUUAUUUUUAAUGUUUUGAAUUGACUUAUUGUGUCUUGUUGAAAAUAUUAAAAUAUAUGUCCUGUUGAUAGUUUAUUAAGAGAUGGUGACAUGGGCAAAAAGAACUCUCCUAAAGCCUAAAAUCUCAUUCAUCCUUUAUCUGAUACCAAUAAAUACACAAUUCAGACAAAAAAUAUUUAUUGUCCCAGGGAUUCUCUAGUGUCUCCAUUUCUGUCUGUCUGUCCUUCUGUCUGUCUAUCUGUCUGUUUGUCUGUCUGUCUGUCUCUCUCUCUUUCCCUCUCUCUUUCUCUCUUGAUUUGUAGGAGUCGGGUAUAUCUUUGAGAACAAUGCAUUGACGAACUGUUGGCAUAAUUUGGACAAUAGAUGAACAACUUUCAUCAUGACCUCUGCUGUCACAUAAAACUCUGUGCAAGCAUUUGAAAGUACUUCUUUCUUUACUAAUAUUCAAUCCAUAGGUAUAUGAGUAUGUCUACUGUUGUAUUUGUCUAUACACAUACAUAGUGAAAGCAUGAGCCGUGUAGAUGAGCACUUUUGUCAUAAGAGGGAGUACUACAGUAUAUAAAUAUAAACAGUUUCGUGACAAAAUGCAACUAAUCCAUUUUUCCAGUUUUGAGAAUAAUGAAGAUUUCUGUUCUUCACCUAAUUACUGAACAAUCUCAAGCAAAUUUGAUUUUAGAGUAGACAUGAUGUGUUAGGUUUAGUUGAUAUAUGUUGUUUGAUGAAAUCCACUUUGAAUUCUUAUUUAAAUUUAUGAUAAUUCCUUCAAACAUUUUUGACAAAACGCAACAUAUUCACAUUACAAUAAUAAGGAAGGGAAAGAACUACCGACAAACUUUCUUCGAUCACAAGCAAAGAGAUGGGAUUUGAAGAAAGAACUUGAUUUGGAGAACACAGAUAUCGUGGUUUGUCAAAAAAGGUCUACCGCUUUUGUCACAUUUUGUUUUUUAAAAAAGCGUGACUUUUGCAAUUUUUUUAACGAAGAAAAAUCACAUUUUGUGAAAAAAGAAGUUGACCCUGAAAUGUGCCUCACCUUUCUAGAUCUAAAUAUAUGACGCUGCUAAACGUCAAAACUGGAUUUUGUCGCGUUUUGUCGUCUUACUUUUCAUAUGUACCAUAUGUAUGUCUUAAGGCACUCACUGUGGGUGGUUGGUGGGUGCUCUGGUGUGGUUUGCUCCUUCUUUCCUAUCAAACACCUAUUGUCCUGAUCUCUCCUCCUUUUUUAUAUUUGUUACUCUCUUGUAAUACAUCUAAUCUUCGACACUUAUAUUAUAUGACCUUACUUAUAGUGUUGCAAGUGCUGUAAAACUCUUAAUAAAACUAUUUCCACUUGAACACUCUAGAACUAUUUAGAAUAUGUACUUCAAAACUCGUACAUGAGGAAAAGAUUUUGGUGUCCUGCCAAUAUCACAAUGUGUGGGCCUGACUGUAUUAUGCAUUGUCUCCUCUCCCAUACCCUGAAAAAUAAAAAUGACCUUUAAAUUUCUGCCUCUGUGCCACCCUUUUACCUAACAUGACCUUACCCCAGCAUGUUCCCAGAUACUAAUACUAUGCAUAUUUCUAGAUUGAAUGCUUUCCUUGAUGCCUGUGAAAAAAGUUUUAACUCUGAUCAGUGACACAAAAUGUGUACAUGUAUUGUGUUUUAAAAGCCAUUGUAAACUUUUGAUAAAUAGUGAACUACUGUCCAAGUGUUGGCCAACUGUGCAAAUAGUCAGUUGUUUUCAGUAUUCACCAGUUGUUAAGACUCUAGUCUAAUAUACCUUCCUCCCAUCCCCACCCCCAACUGAGUCCUGAGAAAAAAUCAAAAUAAAUGAGUAAAGGGGCCUAUGUGUGGAAAAAAUUUUUUUCUCAACUUCUCCUUGUUUGGGUUUUAACCUCAAUGGAGGUAAUUUUUACAGUUUUUCAAAUAAUAAUAAUAGUGGGUAGUAGGCUACUGUUUAAAAACAAUUUUCUUGAAUUUGAGCAGUAUCAAGUAAAUAUCCAAACUUCUGAGCUAGGCCAUGCCUUGUGUGUUUGGAUUGAGACUACUGAAUAAAUAUCAUUCUUCCACAUUACAAACUGCUUUCAAGAUACUAUUGUGAUUUUUCCACCAUAAGGGUAUAAUUUACAUUUGAUCAAGAUUCAGAGUGUUUUUCUAAACUGAACAAAGCUUACUGCUGGAGUUAACGGCAAUUUUUCCAUUAAGACAGCAGCAAUUUAGGUACGCUUGGGUUUCUGUAAUAAAAUUAUGCACAGUGAUGUGAAAACUGAAAAAAAUGGUUACAAAAUUAAACACUAAUAAAUCUUCAUCAAUAUCAGUCUG